CACCUCCACAUAACGUCCAACACCACACAAGGAGCCACAGACAGGACUGAACCAAGGUGUACUGAAGGGAACGCGCAACUUUGAGUCACCUGGAACAAAACGGAGCUAAUAGAUAAAAAAAAAAAAAUAUAUAUAUAUAAAAUAGCAAGAAAUUAAGGAAAAAAGGGAGUGUUGUGAUUAUAAGUGCGUUAGAAAAUAAUUGAAUUCCUUGAAGUUUCUAGUUUGAAGUUCUUAGUUACGUGUCUCGCCUCACUCCGUCACCAUGUUAAUGAAAGCGCUGGCAGAAGUGAAGGUGAAAGUUGAAGUCAAGCCUGGAGUGGACAACCUGGUGUUCAGACUUCACUACCGCUACACCUACAUUGUCUUCCUCACCUCAGCUCUCCUCGCCACACUCUACGAUGCCAUAGGUGACCAGAUCGACUGCCUCACAGACGUGGACUCCGACUCUUUCAACGACGUGGUGAACAGCUACUGCUUCAUCAUGGGCACCUUCACCGUGGACCGCCUGCACGGCCGCCAGGUGGGCCAGGAGGUGCCGCAUCCCGGGGUGGGCCCUCCGGAGAUGAAGGACUCCAUCACCUACCAUACCUACUACCAGUGGGUGCCCUUCGUCCUCUUCGUGCAGGCCGUGAUGUUCUACAUGCCCCACUGGCUCUGGAAGAUUACGGAGGGCGGUUUGUUCAAGCACAUCAUCCAGGACCUCUCUAUCAGGGACUACCUCGGAGGGAACCUCGACAUAUACUUCAACAAGGACAAGAGGUUCAAGGCGCUGGCCAAGUACUUGAAGCGCACCAUGAACAGCCAUCACAGUUGGGCCUACAAAUUCUUCUUAUGCGAGCUGCUCAACCUGGGCGUGGUGGUGGCCACUCUCUUCUUCACCGACUGGUUCCUGGGCGGGGAGUUCCUCACCUACGGCACCAGCGUGUUCGCGGUGGCGGGCCAGGACCCCGAGAACCGCACCGACCCCAUGUCGUACGUGUUCCCGCGGAUGGCCAAGUGCACCUUCAGGAGCUUCGGGCCGUCGGGCACCAUCCAGGUCAGGGACAUGAUGUGCCUCAUCGCCACCAACAUCAUCAACGAGAAGAUCUACCUGUUCCUGUGGGUGUGGCUGGUGCUGCUCACCACCCUCACCUCCCUCUGGAUGCUCUACAGACUCCUCACCAUCCUGCUGCCGCCACUCAGAAACCAGCUGCUGAAGCUUCGCGUGGACAGAUCAGUGCGAGGCUUGCUGAAGGAUGUUCUUCGCGGCGCCUCUCUCAGUGACUGGCUACUUCUGUACAGUCUCGGGAAGAACAUGGAGCGCAGCGUUUUCACAGAGUUCAUCCUCUUCCUGCACAGCGAGAUGACAUCACUCCCCUCGGUGCCAAAAGACCCGGAGGAGGAAUUGAAGCAACAGUUAUUCAGGGAGGACUUCAUACUCCCAAACAUCCCAAAGGAGAGAGAGACACCGAAGAAAGUGAGGGAGUAUGCGUAUUAGAGAGAGAGAGAGAGAGAGAGAGAGAGAGAGAGAGAGAGA
Portunus trituberculatus (swimming crab) is the source of this 1516-nucleotide messenger RNA. RefSeq names its product innexin inx2-like. Gene Ontology annotation, cellular component: plasma membrane; gap junction. NCBI's taxonomy places the organism in Eukaryota, Metazoa, Arthropoda, Malacostraca, Decapoda, Portunidae. The transcript has 7 exons. The coding region runs from base 263 to 1477 and encodes 404 amino acids. The record is from RefSeq and is a predicted model, not a curated record. Gene Ontology annotation, biological process: phototransduction. Gene Ontology annotation, molecular function: gap junction channel activity.